This is a messenger RNA of Humulus lupulus (European hop), 2928 nucleotides long. RefSeq lists its product as uncharacterized. The record is from RefSeq and is a predicted model, not a curated record. Lineage: Eukaryota; Viridiplantae; Streptophyta; Magnoliopsida; Rosales; Cannabaceae. The transcript is spliced from 7 exons. Gene Ontology annotation, biological process: DNA integration. Bases 1 to 2928 code for a protein of 975 amino acids. Gene Ontology annotation, molecular function: nucleic acid binding.
AUGGAAUUGGAUGCCAUAACCAUGCUUACAGCUCAAGUAGCAGCCUUGACGAAGCAAUUACAAAAGAUUACACUCCCAUCUCAAGCUAUGCAAUGCCAAGCUUUUACUUUGAGGAGUGGAACGAGAUAUGAAGGGCUAAAGAAGAUCCAGUCAGAAGAAGAGAAAAAGUUGGAUGAUAAAAAGGUUACUGAAGACCUUAAGGAGGAAGAGGAGACCCCACCUGUAACUAUUGAGCAUCAUGUUAGAGUUCCAUAUCCACAAAGACUUCGCAAGCAUAAUUUGGAUAAGCAGUUUGCAAAGUUUUUAGAGGUGUUCAAGAAGCUACACAUAAAUAUACCAUUUGCAGAAGCAUUAGAACAGAUGCCUAGCUAUGUAAAGUUUAUGAAGGAGAUUCUCUCAAAUAAGAGAAAGAUGGGUGAUUACGAAACAAUGGCGUUAACAGAAGAAUGUAGUGCGAUUUUACAAAGGAAGCUUCCUCAAAAGUUAAGAGAUCCUGAGAGUUUUACCAUUCCAUGCACUAUUGGGGAGUUUGAAUGUAAGCAUGCACUUUACGAUUUAGGGGCGAGUAUUAAUUUAAUGCCUUUGUCUGUAUUCCGGAGGCUUGGUUUGGGGGAAGCUAGGCCAACUACAGUAACAUUACAGCUGGCUGAUAGAUCUGUGAAGCAUCCAUGUGGGAGACCAUUUUUAGCAACUGGGCAAGCAUUGAUAGAUGUGCAAAAGGGAGAGUUGAAGUUGAGAGUUCAAGGGGAGGAAGUAGUAUUUAAUGUGUUUAAGGCUAUGACUUAUCCUAAAGCAAGUGAUAGUUGUUUCUCAGUUGAUGUGGUCAAAGAAGUAGUAGAAAGAAAAAAAUUAAGAGAGGAUCCUCUUGAGUUGAGUCUCACAGUUGAUGAUGUAGAUGGUGAGGAGAAUGAAGAGGUGAUGAGUUAUUUAAAGUGGAUAAAAUCAACUAAGCCGUGGAAACAUAAGAAAUUUGAAGAAUUGGGUGCAGGGCCAGACAGACCAUUACCAUCGAUUCAGAAGCCACCUGUUUUAGAAUUGAAGGUUUUACCGGACCAUCUCCGUUAUGCUUAUCUUGGGGAAAAAAAGACUCUUCCAGUUAUAGUCUCAUCAUUUCUUUCGGAGGUUGAGGAGGAGAAAUUGUUGAGGGUGUUACGAGCUCAUAAAACUGCUAUAGGGUGGACUCUAGCUGAUAUAAGAGGAAUUAGCCCAUCGACAGUUAUGCAUAGAAUUCUUAUGGAAGAUGAGGCGAAACUGACUAUUGAUGCUCAGAGAAGGCUUAAUCCAACAAUGAAAGAAGUGGUGAGGAAAGAGAUUUUGAAGUGGUUGGAUGCUAGAGUGAUUUACCCUAUUUCUGAUAGUGCUUGGAUCGUAAUUGCACCGGAGGAUCAAGAAAAGACAACUUUUACAUGUCCUUAUGGGACUUUUGCUUUUCGAAGGAUGCCAUUCGGGUUAUGUAAUGCACCAGCCACGUUUCAACGGUGUAUGAUGGAAAUAUUCUCUGACAUGGUUGGAAAGGGGAUUGAAAUUUUUAUGGAUGAUUUUUCGGAAAAGUGCCACUUUAUGGUUAAUGAAGGAAUUGUAUUGGGGCACAAAAUUUCUAAGAAAGGAAUUGAAGUGGAUCGGGCCAAGAUUUCUACUAUAGAGAAUUUGCCACCUCCAAUUUCAGUUAAGGGAGUGAGGAGUUUCUUGGGCCAUGCGGGGUUUUAUUGGAGAUUUAUCAAAGACUUCUCUAAGAUCUCAAAGCCGCUGUCUACCUUGUUGAUGAAUGGGGUUCCUUUUGAUUUUAAUGAUGAUUGUUUGAUUGCUUUCAAGACUCUCAAGGAGAAGCUCAUUUCAGCGCCGAUAGUAUGUACACCUAAUUGGGACCUUCCAUUUGAGCUUAUGUGUGACGCUAGUGAUUAUGCGGUUGGAGCGGUUCUUGGGCAGCGAGUGGACAAGGUAUUUCGAACUAUAUACUAUGAUAGUCGAACUUUAAAUGAUGCUCAACUAAAUUAUGCAACAACAGAAAAAGAACUUCUAGCCAUAGUUUAUGCCUUCGAUAAGUUCCGUCCAUAUUUGAUCGGAAAUAAGGUGAUUGUCUAUAUGGAUCAUUCGGCAAUAAAGUAUCUUAUGACUAAGAAAGACUCUAAGCCUCGUCUUAUUCGGUGGAUUAUGUUAUUACAAGAAUUUGAUGUGAAAAUUAAGGAUAAGAAAGGUACUGAGAAUUUGGUGGCUGAUCAUUUGUCUCGUUUAGAGUUGUUCGAAGUGAAUGUUGGCAAGGAGGUUCCAUGGUUUGCAGAUUAUGUUAAUUAUUUGGCUGCUAAGGUUAUACCCCCUGAGAUGACAAGGCAACAAUUAAAGAAAUUUUAUUCGGAGGUGAAGCGUUAUUAUUGGGAGGAGCCUAUUCUGUAUAAGCAUUGCCCAGAUCAAGUUAUUCGAAGAUGUGUGCCCGAAGAGGAGAUGUUGUCAAUCUUAACUCACUGUCAUAGUUUGCAUUGUGGCGGUCAUUUUGGUGGAACAAGAACAGCUGCGAAGGUUUUGCAAAAAGCCGCAGCAAUUCCUACUUGUGAUGGGAAGGAAGUUAUUAAAUUCCUUCAUAAAAAUAUCUUCACUCGAUUUGGUACUCCAAGAGCUAUUAUUAGUGAUCGGGGAAGUCAUUUUUACAAUAAGUGGUUCACCGCUCUUUGUGCUCGCUAUGGUGUUCAUCAUCGAAAGGCGUUAUUUUAUCACCCAAUUGAAAAUGGCCAAGCUGAAGUAUCGAAUAGAGAAAUAAAAGGUAUCUUGGAAAAGACAGUAAAUACUUCGAGGAAGGAUUGGGCGAAGAAGCUCGAUGAUUCACUUUGGGCUUAUCGCACGGCAUUUAAAACUCCGAUUGGUAUGUCACCAUAUCGAUUGGUGUUUGGUAAGGCUUGUCAUCUACCGGUGGAACUGGAGCAUAAAGCUUAUUAG